This is a messenger RNA of Pseudovirgaria hyperparasitica, 1201 nucleotides long. RefSeq lists its product as uncharacterized. NCBI's taxonomy places the organism in Eukaryota, Fungi, Ascomycota, Dothideomycetes, Acrospermales, Acrospermaceae. The coding region runs from base 108 to 899 and encodes 263 amino acids. The transcript has a single exon. The record is from RefSeq and is a predicted model, not a curated record.
AUGCUAGAGUAUAUCACGACUGUGAUGCAACAACAUUGGCAUCAGGAUUUGCCACAUUUCGAUAAGUAACCACAGGCUUGAGUGUUUUGGCAUCAACAAUUUGUAUCAUGAACAUCAUAAGAAGAUUUCGCAACUUGAUUCAUUAUCGAUCCCGGCGGCUAAAGUCAGCAUCACAACCGUCCAAAUCUGCUGUGCAAGGAUUUCGGUACAGUUCGAUGGCACCAGCCGUCGUUGGAGCCGCCAAAACCAAAUGUCCUCGCCUCUGUUCGAUACCCAGCUUCCCUCCGAUCUCUCCAGAGUUCCUGCAAGUCAGGCGGUCACAGGAUGCCCCGCUUCUCCCGAGUUCUCAUCGGAAAUCUCUCUGUCUGGAGAUUACAUUGUCGCCAAUUGCGCCCUCGGAGUGUGAAAUAGAGGACAUGAUACUCUCGCCCAAAGAUCGCUCACAGGACGUAGACGGCGCUUCAUUUUUAAGCACCCUCUCAGGCUCAACUGUGAUAAGCACCGACACUUCACUAUACACUCGAUCAUGGCCUUUAGCCGAUCCCCUCAUACGCAUUCCAACGACAUCACAGCUUAGCACCAGCACCAGCACCAGCAGCAGCCGCACGCGCAUACUUCCCAACUCCUUACCAAACCCUCUCGCCUCCCAUCCUACACACCCCCAGCGUCACGCAUCCCAGCGCUCUUUUGCCCCGCCUCCUCGACCCGCAAACUUCCCAGCGACCGGCCCAGCCGUUCCAGCCGUCCGCGCGGAUAGCUUUGGGCUCAUGGAGCCUUGGGAGCAGAAAGAGGGCGUGUAUGGGGAUACGUCGAGGCGGGGAUCGAGGCUUUGGCAUGCGGCGGGUGUGCGGGAACCGCGUCGGGCUGGGAAGCUAGUGAAGAGGAAUAGGACGUGGUGAUGCGGGUGAGGCUGGGAUGGAGGCAGGCUCAUAGGAGGGCGGAAGGGGCGGAGAUGGGAAUGUGUAGUAUGUGAUCGUGAAGGUUUGAAUGUGGUUGGCAGGCUGGACAUUGUGAGGGAGAAACGAAUUCGGACUUGUACAAGCUCCAUCUAAAUAAGUUGAUAAGAUAUGUACCAUAUUAUCAUAGAGUUCAUCCAAUGACUUAGAAGAGCCAGGCUUAGUUGUUCCCGUUGUCGAGUAGCAUGGAGACGAUGUUAUGAUUGUUAGGGUGUGGCGGUGGCGGUAUUUAUUGUCUACUCUCU